Messenger RNA from Auxenochlorella protothecoides, 2439 nucleotides. RefSeq names its product Isoleucine-tRNA ligase. The transcript is spliced from 5 exons. The coding region runs from base 1 to 2439 and encodes 812 amino acids. The record is from RefSeq and is a predicted model, not a curated record. NCBI's taxonomy places the organism in Eukaryota, Viridiplantae, Chlorophyta, Trebouxiophyceae, Chlorellales, Chlorellaceae. Gene Ontology annotation, cellular component: cytosol. Gene Ontology annotation, biological process: isoleucyl-tRNA aminoacylation. Gene Ontology annotation, molecular function: tRNA binding; ATP binding; aminoacyl-tRNA deacylase activity.
AUGGUGCUGGACGGGCACAUCUACAGGCGAGUGGGCCAGAAGCCGGUGCACUGGAGCCCGUCGACAGGCACGGCCCUGGCCGAGGCCGAGCUGGAGUACCCCGACGGCCACGUCUCGCCCAGCGUCUACGUCUCCGCUCCAUUGUUGGAGGCGGGCCCCGGCGCGUCGCCCGACCAGACGCGCGCGCUGGCGGGCGCCUCGCUGGCACUGUGGACCACCACCCCCUGGACGCUGCCCGCCAACCGCGCGGUGGCGGUGAGCGUGGGCAUGGAGUACUGCGUGGUGGAGGAGCGCGCAGGGGCGCGCCGGCGCCUGGUGGUGGCCACCGCGCUGCGCGAGGCUGUGCUCGCUCGGCUGGGCGGUGGCGAGGACUGCGACGUGGGUGCCACCUGGUCCACGCUGUGCACGCUGCCCGGCACCGCAUUGCUGGGCAGCCGGUACGAGGGCCCCUUGACCGGGGACGACGGCCCGCGCCCCGUGCUGGACGGCAGCUCCUUUGUCACCGCCGACUCCGGCACGGGCCUGGUCCACCUCGCGCCCGGCCACGGGCACGAGGACUUUGCGCUGGCGGCAGCCGCGGGCGUGGCGGCUGUCUCCCCCGUGGACGACGCGGGGCGGUUCACGCGCGAGGCCGGCCACGGACUGGAGGGUCUGGAGGUCCUGGGCGAGGGCGGCGAGGCGGUGGCGGCGGCCGUGGCGGCCGCCGGGCGCCUGCUGGCGCGCGAGCCCUACGCACACCGCUACCCCUACGACUGGCGCAGCAAGCGCCCCGUCAUCGUCCGCACCACGCGCCAGUGGUUUGCCUCUGUCUCUGGCCUGCGCGGCGCCGCGCUGGCCGCACUGGACGACGUGCGCUUCGUCCCCGGCGCGGGACGGCGCCGCAUCGAGGCCAUGGUGGGCGGGCGCAGCGACUGGUGCAUCAGCCGGCAGCGCGCGUGGGGCGUGCCCAUCCCCGCAUUUUUCUACCGCGAGUCGGGGGAGGCGCUGAUGAACGAGGCCACCCUGGACCACGUGACGCGGAUCGUGGAGGAGCGCGGCGCCGACGCCUGGUGGGAGCUGCCCAUCGAGGACCUGCUGCCGCCGCAGUACCGCGCAGAGGCUGUCCAGCUGGUCAAGGGCUCCGACACCAUGGACGUCUGGUUUGACUCCGGCACCAGCUGGGCCAGCGUCCUUUCCGAGGGGGGGUCUGCAAAGGACGGCACCCCCCCCUCGCCGCGCUUUCCAGCCGACCUGUACCUGGAGGGCUCCGACCAGCACCGCGGCUGGUUCCAGAGCAGCCUGCUGACGGCGGUGGCGGCGCGCGGGACGGCGCCGUACCGCCGCGUGCUCACCCACGGCUUCCUGCUGGAUGAGGCGGGGUUCAAGCAGAGCAAGUCGGUGGGCAACACGCUGGACCCGCGCGCCGUCAUGCUGGGAGGAAAGGAUGCCAAGAAGGAGCCGGCCUACGGCGCCGACGUGCUGCGCCUCUGGGUGGCCUCCGUGGACUACACCGCCGACGCCAGCGUCAGCGAGGUGUACCGUAAGAUCCGGCUGACGCUGCGCUUCAUGCUGGGCAACCUGUCCGGGUUUGAUCCCGGGCAGGCCGCUGUCCCGCACGCCCAGCUCGGCCUCACAGACCGGUACAUGCUCUGGCGCGUGGCGGCGCUCAUCGACGAGUGUCACGCAGCGUAUGACGAGCACCAGUUCUUCAGAGUUUACCAGGCUAUUCAACGCUUCUGCGUGACGGACCUGUCCAACUUCUACCUGGACGCCAGCAAGGACCGGCUGUACAUCCUGGGCGCGGCCUCCCCCGACCGCCGCGGCGCGCAGACGGUGCUGGCGGCCACGCUGCGCGCCAUGCUGGCGCUGGUGGCGCCGCUGGCCCCCCACCUGGCCGAGGACGCGUGGGCGGCUCUGCCCUGGCCCGCGCCCGCCGAGUCGGUGUUCGGCGGCGGCGCAGCGGCGGCCGACCCGGCCUGGCGCGACCUCCCCGCCGCCGACCUGGGGCUGAUGCGCGCUCUGCUGGCCAUCCGGGGCGAGGUGAACGCACUGCAGGAGCGCGCGCGCUCCGCGGGCCUGAUCGGGUCCAGCCUGGAGGCGGCGGUGGAUGUGCAUGUGAGCGACGCAGGCCUGCGCGCACGGCUGGCGGAGCUGCAGGCCGCGGGCGAUGCGCAGGACACCAUCCAGCACGCCUGCAUCGUGAGCCAGGCGGCGCUGCUGGACGCGGCGCCGGGGGCCGGCGAGGGCGCGGUGUGCACCGCGGCGGCUGUAGCGAUCCCCGGGGAGGAGGGCGCCGAGCUGCGCGUGCGCAUGCGGCGCGCGGCGGGCGCGCGCUGCGUGCGCUGCUGGAACUACAGCGAGGCGGUGGGCGCCGACGCGGAGCACCCCCACCUCUGCCACCGCUGCGUGCCGGUGGUGCGGGCGCUGGGGCAGCCAGCCCCCACGCAGGCGAUGGCCUGA